Messenger RNA from Rhagoletis zephyria (snowberry fruit fly), 1250 nucleotides. Its product is annotated as cleavage and polyadenylation specificity factor subunit CG7185-like. Lineage: Eukaryota; Metazoa; Arthropoda; Insecta; Diptera; Tephritidae. Gene Ontology annotation, molecular function: RNA binding. The record is from RefSeq and is a predicted model, not a curated record.
AGAAUAGUAGGCAGCCCUGGUCGCACUUCCAUUUUCUAUUCGGUUGGCGUGUGUGAAUUGAGAAGAAAUAAUUUUCUGUUGGAUUUUCAGGACAUACCUAUUAGGUAAAAAGUUGUGAGAUAUUUCAUAAGAUCGAGUUAAAAGUGUUAAUCAUACAAAGGAAAAAAAUCGCACACCAAAAAUGUGUUUAAAAGAAGAGAAGAAAGUAAACUAAGGUGGAAAUUUGUGCAAAAAUUUCACGCUUUAUACCGGUGUGGCUGGUAUUGAAGAAGAGCACAGAGCACACAGUUCUUAAUAUACAUACACAUUAUUUUUAAUUGAAUGCGGUUUUUAGCGGGGGAAACGAAAAUAAAGAUAAUUAAAAACUGAAAAGUUAUAAAUUGGUAAUUGACUGCCAUGGCUGACGGUGCCGUUUUAGACCUGUACGCUGAAGACCUGGAUAAAGAUUUUGCCGCGCAGAACCAGGAUGAAUUUGCUGCUGAAGGUGUUGAUUUAUAUGACGAUAUAGGGGGUCCGACCGAAUCUUCAGCUACAGCUGGGGGGACUGUCUCUGUCAAUGCUGGCGAUAAUGUUGCAGCAGUCGCUGGUGGUGAUUCGGCCGGAAACGGUGGCGGGUCCAAUGGUCUAUACCAUCAAGGUGGUGGUAGUUUAACGCCCAAUCAUAUGGGGCGGCGUUAUCAACUAUAUGUCGGUAACUUAACUUGGUGGACAACUGACCAAGAUAUUGCGAAUGUUAUGCGCGAAAUUGGAGUAACCGAUUUCCAAGAGGUAAAAUUUUUUGAGAACAGAUCAAAUGGUCAAUCGAAAGGCUUCAGCGUUAUAUCACUGGGAUCUGAAGCAAGCUUACGUCUGGUUUUAGAACGUUUGCCGAAAAAAGAGCUUCACGGGCAAGCUCCGGUGGUAACGUAUCCGACUAAACAGGCGCUAAACCAGUUUGAGAGUUUGCAGAAGACGCGCCCAGUUCCACCGUCACAACAGAAUGGACCGCCACGUGGUCCCGCACCUCCGAACAUGGGUGUGGGGGGACCAAUGCCGCCACAUCCUGGUGGACAAGGGGUACCCCCUGGCCAUCCACCACGUAUGAUGAAUCCCAAUAUGGCGCCAGGCCAAUACCGGCCACAGCACAUACAGGGUCCACCUGUAGGACCGAAUGCAGGGCCCCCACGUAUGCAGGUAUGUGUGCUUUGAUUAUAUCUUAUCAAUUAUACAUACAUAAAUAUACAGUCAGCGACAAAAAUAUAAAAACCCCC